Molecule: messenger RNA, 3033 nt
Organism: Penicillium diatomitis
Lineage: Eukaryota; Fungi; Ascomycota; Eurotiomycetes; Eurotiales; Aspergillaceae
Product: sodium/calcium exchanger protein
Exons: 3
Coding region: 1-3033 (1010 amino acids)
Biological process (GO): monoatomic cation transport; intracellular calcium ion homeostasis; transmembrane transport
Cellular component (GO): membrane
Molecular function (GO): monoatomic cation transmembrane transporter activity
Source: RefSeq, a predicted model, not a curated record
AUGAACAGGCUUCCUUCUAUUCUUCGGGCUCCUAGAUCAAGUCCGCGAUAUUCAGUGCGCCCGUUCUACGUUUCAAUACUUGUCAUAGCCACCCUUGCUGUGGCCAGCUGGGGUCUGCAAAGGCGGACUUCCGACCUACUCGUUGAGCCUUUCGUAGCAAAUGCACUUGUUCGGCGGACCGAAGAGGAAGAGUGCCGGCUAGUUCGCAAUGCCAAAGAUCAAUGCGCCUACAUUCGCCAGAAUUGCCCGGACCACCAAGAUGGCUAUCUAUCGUAUUUGCAGCUCUAUUACUGCGCUUUGCCUCAUGCAAAGCCCGUCGCCUUCAUUAUCAUCGUCCUCUGGCUAUCAUUCCUAUUCAGCACUAUUGGAAUCGCCGCUAGUGACUUUUUGUGCAUCAAUUUGAGCACACUUGCAAGUAUUCUUGGAAUGAGCGAAAGCCUCACGGGUGUGACCUUCCUUGCUUUCGGAAAUGGAAGCCCGGACGUCUUCUCUACUUUUGCCGCGAUGCGGUCAAAUAGUGGAAGUUUGGCAAUUGGAGAGCUCAUCGGAGCCGCAACUUUCAUUACAUCUGUAGUUGCCGGCUCAAUGGCCCUGGUUCGCCCGUUCAAAGUUGCGCGACGCAGCUUCGUCCGCGAUGUUGGAUUCUUCGUGAUUGCGGUUGGCUUCAGCAUGGUCCUAGUCGCGGAUGGACGCCUCCAGGCCUGGGAAUCGGCCGCAAUGGUCGCUCUCUACGUUUUCUAUGUGAUGUUGGUGGUGAGCUGGCAUUGGUAUAUUGUUCGACGUCGUCGGAAGUACGAGAGGGACAUGGCUGCUCGGUCGUUUUUCCACAUCCCAGAGAACCAAGAAUUAGAUAUUGACCACUCAAUGGAAGAAGAUGACGAUCCAGGCGUUGCCUCGGAGUCACGAAGCCUCCUUCGUGGAGCAUCUUCAGACAAUUUUGAUCUCUUGGAACGGCAGGAUGACUUUCCUUCAUGGAAGGCAGAUGAGGAUGAUUUCGAAGACGAUGAUGAGCGCAAUCGAUACCUGGCAGAGAUUGGUGGCAAAAUGCAUGUCAAUCGGCGUCCGACUGGCUCGCGACGGAAUACCAGCAACGUUAUUCGCCCAAGCUUGGUUGGUGCGCUGGAGUUCCAGUCUGUGCUACAAUCGCUACGAAAAUCGCGAACUUCUCGGCGAAAUCCGACCAUCAGUCUGAGCAGUUAUUCCGAUAACGAAGACGACUCUGUUCAAGCUUUUGACACUCGGUCUAUAGCAUCGCAUCCAAGGGCCAGCAGGCCGACUACGAUCGAUGGUCUCUUAUCGCCACAUGGCGCGGAUACCUCACGCGCCAGGGCAGUCUCAGCUAAUGAUGCGGAUGGUCUGGAAAUUGACCGCACAGUAUUUGAGCGACCAGGACAAGCUCCCCGUCUGACCGUGAGACGUCCUUCUAGCGACUGUACCGAGGAUAUCAGCGAGGGGCAAAAUCAGAAAUCUCCCCGAAUCAAGCUCAACACAUUCUUGACGGUAUCCCCGCCGCAGUCUGAGUCUCCGUCGCGAUCUUCAAGUCCGACAACCAGCCAGAAUAAGUCAUUAUCGCCUGAAUUGCCCGCCAUGCGGGGGCAAUUCUCAUCCCCAGAUUAUCAAACACAAAUCACGCGCGACCGCUCGCCUCUCGCAGUGUCUCCACGUGGAGGUAGCGGCGGUGAUCGAUCCGAGGAUGGACUGGCAAGCCCAGUGGUGCCAUUCCCUGAAUUUUUCGAUCUACCUCCCAGCUCACCCGGGGUCCCAACUCUGCGCCUGCCCAAUACUGCAACUAGCCCUUCAGAACGCCUGCUGACGCCCGACGGGCUCAACGGAAUUGUUGCCGAUACUCCGGCUUCUGGGACUCUUUGGGUGCAAGGAUGGAAGACUUUGGCUCUUCCCCGGCUUGCUCAUAUUGCGGUUGCUGCACCGAGCGUCUUUCUUCUCACGGUAACCGUCCCUGUCGUUGAGCCCUCCACACCCGAAUCUAAUGAAUUCGAUCCGCCCUCUGUCGUUGUUGUCGAUGGAGCGGCGCAAGGCGGCAACCCUGCGCCGAUAGUCCAUCUGCCAGCAGACAAUCCAACACUUCAUGCGACCGAGCCCCAGUCUUCCAUGCAUCAUCAUUCCAAUAGCGCCUCUAGGCGUGUUGAACCUGGUCCUAGGCCUUCGCAACACGAACCAAUUGGCCGUCUACGCGGGGACUCUGAGUUGCCAGCAGUGUCACAUUCUGCUCCCGACGCAGCAGCUACAGAGGUCAAAGAGUGGAAUCGCUGGCUCGUCGCCAUCCAGCUUUUCACCGGGCCAUUCAUCCUGACCUACCUUGCCUGGAGUUCUCUGACUACCGAAUCAGAUGCGAAAGAUGUUUUACGCACUGCGUUGAUCUCGCUUCUUUUCUCAAUUUUGUGUCUUGGCAUGUUCAUUCUAUCUACUCGUCACCGCCAAUCCUAUCAUAGUCCUCAGGGAGCCCGCCAGGACUCUGAGGUCCAGAAGGCGCAAAGCUUGCCGGCGAUAUGGCAGCCACUCUUAUCCAUGCUGGGAUUUCUGGUCGCUAUCUGCUGGAUUGCAACCAUCGCUACAGAGGUAGUCUCCAUUCUCAAGACGAUCGGCGUGAUUCUUGAUAUCUCCGACUCGUUGCUGGGACUUACUGUCUUUGCUGUGGGCAACUCACUGGGAGAUUUGGUUGCUGAUAUCACCAUUGCCCGGCUGGGAUAUCCUGUUAUGGCUCUGAGCGCUUGCUUUGGCGGACCCAUGCUCAAUAUUCUGCUGGGUGUUGGUUUGGGGGGUUUGUACAUGACUCUGGGCCCGAGUCAUCCCUCUCCCCAUUCGGUAGGGACGAUGACUCGGCCUGCUACCUACGAGAUUGCCAUCUCCAAGGUACUUGUCAUCAGCGGUGCAACUCUCUUGUUCAUCCUUGCGGGUUUGCUUAUUGUGGUCCCUUUGAAUCAUUGGCGCAUGGAUCGCCGAAUUGGAUGGGGUUUGAUUGCAGUCUGGUGCGUCAGUACAUUGGGCAAUGUCAUCGCAGAGCUUGUAUGGUGA